Molecule: messenger RNA, 1197 nt
Organism: Solanum lycopersicum (tomato)
Lineage: Eukaryota; Viridiplantae; Streptophyta; Magnoliopsida; Solanales; Solanaceae
Source: RefSeq, a predicted model, not a curated record
AUGGAUUGCUCGCGUGAUGAUAUUGAUGGAUUGUUGAAUGAUCAAUUUAGAGAUGUUGCACAGGCAAAAGGAGCUUAUAAUGGUCCAAAUGAAGAUGCCAAGAAAUACUAUAACUUAGUUGAAGAGGCAAGCCAAGAAUUAUAUCCUGAUUGUACAGGAUUCUCUAAAUUAUCAUUCACACUUCGUUUAUAUUUGUUGAAGUGUCUACACGGAUGGAGCAAUGAAUCAUUCACUUCUCUUUUAGAGUUAUUAAAAGAGGCGAUGCCCGAGUUGAACAUUCCUCCCUCUUACAAUAAAACCAAGUCUAUGGUCAAGAAUCUCAGCCUUGAUUAUGAGAAAAUUGAUGCAUGUCCAAAUGAUUGCCUGUUGUUUAGGAAUGAUCAUAAGGAUGAUAAAUUUUGUCAUACUUGCGGAGCUUCACGAUAUAUUGAAAAUCCUGAAGUUGAUGGUGAGGUUGAGUCUUCUAAAAAAUUACAUCGAGUUUCAGCAAAGACUUUGAGACACUUUCCAUUAAUUCCUAGACUCAAAAGGUUAUUUAUGUGCUCAAAGACGGCAGAUUCUUUGAGGUGGCAUGAUGAGGAGCGUUCAAAAGAUGGAAAGUUAAGGCAUCCCACUGAUGGUCAAGCAUGGAUUGAUUUUGAUAGGUUGCAUCCAGAUUUCGCACUAGAUUCUCGCAAUGUGAGACUUGGAUUAGCAAGUGAUGGGUUCAAUCCAUUUCGAACCAUGAGUAUAUCUCAUAGCACAUGGCCAGUUAUGUUGAUGACGUAUAAUAUGCCGCCUUGGAUGUGCAUGAAAUCUGAAUAUUCUAUACUUUCAUUACUUAUACCUGGGCCACGAUCACCUGGAAAUGACAUUGAUGUUUACUUACAACCAUUGAUAGAUGAGUUAAAAUUGUUGUGGAAUUCAGGGGUUGAAACAUAUGAUGCUUCAAGAAAUCAAACUUUUCAAAUGCGAGCAGCUCUUAUGUGGACAAUCAGUGAUUUUCCUGCAUAUGCUAUGUUGUCUGGAUGGAGUACAAAAGGAAAGUUUGCUUGCCCUUGUUGUAACUAUAACACUAAUUCUCACUAUCUUAAGCAUAGUCGGAAAAUGUGUUAUAUGGAUCCACCUUUAUUAAAGGGAACUGAUGUGCUUCAUAACUUAAAAGAUUUUGAAAAUGUGUUUGAAAAGAAGAUAAAGAGAUCAAAUAAUGGCCCAUGA